Molecule: messenger RNA, 1099 nt
Organism: Cyprinus carpio (common carp)
Lineage: Eukaryota; Metazoa; Chordata; Actinopteri; Cypriniformes; Cyprinidae
Product: sorcin-like
Molecular function (GO): calcium ion binding
Source: RefSeq, a predicted model, not a curated record
ACCCUACCUACCCUGAUGACGUCACCAGUCACUUCCGGUUAGAGUCGAAGUACGGAAGAGACUGCACGUAAACUUUCCCAUAAGAUUCAUUUUUUUUAGGUCGCUUCUAUUCGCAAGCGCGAUCUUCAUAAAGUAUGGCGUAUCCAGGAUAUAACAAUUUUGGUGGUCCACCAAUGCCAGGAGUUCCUGCUCAGGGCAUGGCAAUGCCAGGGGUUCCUGCUGCAGGUGGUUACCCAGCACAGCCAUAUGGGGGUUACCCUGGGGCAUUUCCUGCUCAGGACCCAAUGUGGGGCUAUUUCACAGCAAUAGCUGGUCAGGACGGUGAAGUUGAUGCUGAAGAACUUCAAAGGUGCCUCACCCAGACUGGAUUCAGUGGCACUUACACUCCCUUCAGUUUGGAAACCUGCAGGAUUAUGAUUGCCAUGCUGGAUAGAGAUCACACUGGAAAGAUGGGUUUCAAUGAGUUUAAAGAACUCUUUGCGGUGCUAAAUGGCUGGAAGCAGAACUUCGUAAUGGUGGACAGGGACUGCAGUGGAACGGUGGAACCUCAUGAGAUGUCUCAGUGCAUUGCUAACAUGGGCUUCCGAAUCAGCCCUCAAGCUCUGAACGCAAUCAUCAAACGCUACAGCAGGUCAGGAAAGAUCUACUUUGAUGACUAUGUGGCCUGUUGUGUGAAGCUAAGGGCACUUACAGACAACUUCAGGAGGAGAGAUACAAUGCAGCAAGGAAUGGUGAACUUCCAGUAUGAUGAUUUCAUCUUGUGUACUAUGUCUCUCUAAAGGAAGUUACAGACAAGUACAGUAUGCACUCCAGGAAGAGCACUGAAUCACUAAAAGUCCAGUGAAAUAUAUAUAAAGUACUACAUAUGUUAUGGGCAUUUUGAAAUUAUUUGCUGAUUUGCCAGUAUGAUGUGUAAUAUGUGAACAUAGGAGUAAAACAUAUAUUUACUCAAAACAGCUUUCAAUAUUUGUGCCAAAGUAGACAGCUGUUUUUUUUUUAACAAUCUUUUUCAUAUUCACUCUUUAUAACGUCAUUGUAUUAAGUUAAAAUGUAACCACACUUAACAUAUAUUUUGCCAAUAAAACAUGGUGUAUCUAAA